Condylostylus longicornis is the source of this 1611-nucleotide messenger RNA. RefSeq names its product tigger transposable element-derived protein 1-like. The record is from RefSeq and is a predicted model, not a curated record. Gene Ontology annotation, cellular component: nucleus. The coding region runs from base 1 to 1611 and encodes 536 amino acids. Gene Ontology annotation, molecular function: DNA binding. The transcript is spliced from 2 exons. Lineage: Eukaryota; Metazoa; Arthropoda; Insecta; Diptera; Dolichopodidae.
AUGGCAACGAAACGAUUACCGACUUCGGAGACUGAUAAAAAAAGAUGCCGCAAAGCAAUCACGCUAGAAACUAAAAAAGAAGUAUUACGUCGUAUAGAAGGUGGAGAGAAAAUUGUUGAAAUAUCCAAGGCAAUGGGACUUGCGAAAUCGAGCAUUCAAACUAUUCGCGAUAAAAAGGAGGAUAUUAAAGCAUAUUUGGAAUCUGCUGCACCUUUAAAUAUCUCAAGAUUAACACGCCAUAGAAAUUGGAUUAUGGAAAAAAUGGAAAAACUAUUGAUUAUAUGGAUUGAGGACAAUAACAAACGGAAAAUUCCAAUGAGUAAAAUGACUAUCCAGGAAAAAGCUUUGGGUAUUUUCGAAAAUUUGAAGAAAGGAGAUACCAAUGAAUCUGAAGAUGUCACAUUCCAAGCAAGUGAAGCAGCUAGCGCCGAUGAGGCCGCAUCUAACGAAUAUCCCAACAUUUUAAAAGGAAUUAUUGAAAGAGGUGGUUAUAAACCUGAGCAAGUGUUUAACGUAGACGAAACAGGGCUUUAUUGGAAGCGAAUGCCUGAUCGCACAUACGUUUCAAAAACCGAAAAAUCUGCGCCUGGUUAUAAGGUGUCCAAAGAACGUUUAACGUUGCUACUUGGUGCAAAUGCUACGGGUGAUUUUAAGCUAAAACCACUUUUGAUAUAUUUGUCCGAAAAUCCAAGGCCUUUUAAAAGAUUAAAUAAAAAUCAAUUACCCGUCAUAUGGAGAUCCAACAAAAAAGCUUGGAUGACUAAAGCUAUUUUUGAGGAUUGGUUCAAAAAUCACUUUUGUACAGAAGUCAAAAAAUAUUUACUAGACAAUAACUUAAGCAACAAGGCUUUGCUAAUUUUAGAUAAUGCACCAGGGCAUCCUACUAAUUUAUCCGAACUAUCAGAAGAUGUGAUGAUUGAGUACCUUCCGAAAAAUACAACAGCUCUGAUCCAACCAAUGGAUCAGGGUGCAAUAGCCACGUUUAAAGCAUAUUACCUACGCCGAACAUUCCAACAACUUAUAAGUGAAACCGAUGGUACAUCAUCAAUUAAAACGUUUUGGAAAAACUAUAAUAUCAAGGAUGCUGUUGAGAACAUUAGUGAAUCCUGGAAGGAAUUAAAAUCGACAACAAUGAACCAUGUUUGGAAAAAAAUAUGGCCAGAAUGUAUAAAAACUACCGAUGCAGAAGUUAAUUUCCUUCCUGAAGUUAGACAAAAUAUUUUGGAUUUAGCACAUGAUCUCGGUUUUGAAGAUUUAAACGAAUCUGAUGUGCUGGAUCUACUUGCAGCUGAUAGAGAACCCCUUUCAUAUGAGGAACUCAUUCAGUUGCAAGCAGAACCAGCAAUUGAUGAAGAUACAGAGCCUGUUGUAUCCAAACAGCUAACAUCAAAAAUCAUUUCGAGCGCUUUUUCUUAUUUUGAACAAGGAAUAAACAUCCUCCUUGAAAACGAUCCUGACGUCGAACGUAGCGCUAAUGUGUCUCGAGGAAUUAACUCAGCCAUUAGCUGUUAUAAAUCACUAAAGGAAGAAAUAGACAAGAAGGCAAGACAAACAACUUUAGACAAUUUUUUCAAACCACCAGCGCAAAAUGAUGAUGACAGUGAUCUGUAG